CAAUUACAUCGUAAUUACAAAAAAAAAAAAAAAAAGUUGAUAAAAGUUCUAAUGCAAUAUCUUGUGAUAGUAUUUGCAAUAUGAGACACAACACAACACAAGGGUUAAAAAUAAGUGCCAAAGGCUCACUGACAGACGCGUAGUGGUUUCUCAUUCACUAAAUCAGUUACGGGAUACUUCAGAACACCGAGAGUAAAAAGAGCGAGUGAAAUAAAGUUUGUUUUAGGUCCGAUAUUCACCUACAGUGAAGACGGUGCUGACGAGACUGCCUAAAAUGUCACAUCCACCAUACACCAUCAGUAAUCUACAGCGUCACACACACUCUGGAUGUUAAAUCAUGAGUGAUGAGUCUCCUGUACAGACCCGCCUCACCACUGACGUGCCAUUGGCGUCUGGCGCGCAGGACAACUACGUGCUUCUGCUGGUGUUGUUGUGUGUGUUUGCUGGCGGGAUGCUGAUCGUUCUGUCCAUCCUGCUCAUCUUCUGUCACCGCUGCUGUCGAGGAGGACGCCGAUACUCCAGAGCGAGUGAUGAUCUGGAGAAAACCAACACCACAUACGUAGAGGAGAUUCAGACAACACAAGAUGUGACCAUCAGACUGGAGAGCGGCGAGUCGCUGUCCACGUCCAGUUGUCAUGGCGAUACAGACACAGAGCAUUUCCUGUCUGCCGCGUGCACAGGGCGACGGGUGUCGUUCAACGAGAGCGCCGUCUAUGAGCAGAGCGCCAAAGACCAAGAGAAAGGUCGUAGGUACACCCUCACAGAGGGCGACUUUCAUCACCUGAAGAAAGCUCGUCUGACUCACCUGCACAUACAGACUCCUGCACUGAACAUCCUCACCAUCAUGGAGUGUGACUCACCUGAGAACAGCGUCAGUGUCUCUGAACAGCCCUCACACACACCUGCCCUCGCUAUAUUUCAGCCCAGCGAGGGCCCCUCUCCAGAGCUGCCUGUCUCGUGGAACAGUCAAAGUCCCGUCUGCGCUCUGCCUGGAGAUUCGCUCAACUCCACCCUGAACGCCAGCGUUAUUAACGGCAACACCGAAUACGCCACAAAGCCACCACGAUCGCAAACCGUGGAGUUGAUAAGCAGCAGUGUGCAGAUGGAGAAGGAUUCUGGUUCCGGUCCGGUCUCGGGGGCGAUUCGCUCCGGUCCAGCUCUGACUCACGGCACCAUGUUUCAUUUCCUAUCUAAACUUCGGCGUCAUGCCAGUCUGGAGGGCGCUGCGCCGUUCUUUACCGUCAAGAAGUGGAAGUUUGACACCAUUCAGAGAGCAGCAAGCCUUGACAUAAAAGGAUCUCCACGGAGACGUGCGUUUCAGAGGCAGAGAGCGGCCAGCGAGACUCUCGAGCAAGACGAGGAAAAUUUCCAAGGUGGAGUCGGUGACUUCCUGCUGCGCAAACCCCCUAUUCAGCCACAGACGGAAACCCUCAGACGGCUCUCCGCGAGCUCUCUGGACACCAGCGCAGGGCUUCCAGCUCCCCUCAGCAGGUUAGAGGUCCAGGCCGCAAUGGAGCUCAAUUAUCAUGUAGAGGGCAUGACGACAGACGCGGCACUAAUGCUUCCCUCAUCACGCCAACCUCUGGAGAUGGACAUCGCUGCUGAAGAGGAUGGACAGGAAAUUAUGGCAGAAGCAUCAGGAGGAGAUACUGAAGAAUUUGGACUAGCUUGCCGUCAGGAGAGUUUGGAGCAGCCGAGCCUGUAUCGUGACAUCUGGAGCCUGAGAGCAUCCCUGGAGCAGUACGCCUCUUCUGACCUGAGCAGCAACGACAGAGACUCCACUCGCAGCGAUGCCGACAGCGUCUGCUCAGUAGGUGCCUCAAGAAUGGGUGUCCCCUGCAACCAAUCGCAAGACAUUGAUGAUGAGAUGGACGGGGAUGUCGAGUUGCCGUACAACGAUGAGGUGAGGGACGCAGGUCUGAGGAGAAAUGGAAGAGACAGCGUGGAAUCUGAACGAGGCAGCGAUGGAGAGAUGGGCAACCGGAAGCUGUUGCAGAUGGACAGCGGUUAUGCGUCGAUCGAAGCGCCGUGCAAGGCUCCGGAGGAAGUUCGACUCUUUGGAAGUGCUUCUAUGAAGACUGCUUCAGAACGGCGACGCUUUUUCACAAAUGCUGGGCGGAAAGGGACGGUUUGCGAGAGUUUUGAGGCGCGGCUAUUCAAGGAAGAACUAGAAGACGAGGUUCCAGAAAGCAGCGUAACUGUGGAGGCAGAGAAUCCUAUUAGUGUCACUCCAGAACUCGCCCCCGAAACCAAAUCCAGGCCGCGCUUCCAGCGUCGUGACUACAGCAUCGAUGAGAAGACUGAUGCGCUGUUCAACGAAUUCUUGCGCCAUGAUCCUCAGUUUGACCAGCAGGGGUCACCCUCAUUGCGACACCGCCAUCGCUCACGUAUCCAUCUUCGGAAGCAGUGGCAGCGCACCAAGCAGUACAGUGACCCCGGUGCUGCACGAUAUUCGCCAUCCCUAGAGCGACAGCGCUGCUACCCGCUACGCAGAGGCGACAGUGAAAACUACCCCUUGGACACGCGCUACCAUAGCACCCUGCCUCGCAUUGCUAGCGCCGCGGACGAAGAGGCCAGUGAGGGUGCAGCUGGUACUGAAUCUACUUUGUCAGACAAGCCAGAAGAGCUCGAGGGUGCUGGUCAAGCCUCAGAAACUGGAAGCUCUGGUCCAGACCUGGAGGAGAACAUCAACAACAGCAGCAACAACACAAGCUGUCAAUUCUCUUCAUCUCAUCUGCAGGACAACAGUGCCAGGGAUUGUGGGAUACCCAAGAACGUUAAGACAGAUUCACACAAACAUUUGCCGAUGGACCAUGGUGAGACCACUUUUAGCACUCAUUUGCAAUCAAAUACAAACACACUCAUGCAUGGAAACAUCCAUCAUACUGACACAGAUGAAGUGGACUACACACAUAACGCCGUUACUGACAUCAGUCCAUCAGACAAACUGGCGUCCACUCUGGACAAUUGGAUCUACUCCAGUCUGAGGACUCAAAGAGGAAGUCAAGAGUGUGCAGUGACUGUAAGCCGCACCUCACCUGAACAAGAAUAACAGCUUGUUCAGAAUGGUUUGGCCAUGUUUGAAAUGUUAGAGCCACUAGGUUUGUGUCUAAAUGGUAACCCUCAUCUUGUGAAAUUCAUAUGCAACAUUCAUACGUGUUUAUUUGGAUUCCUGAGGCAACCCUACCCCUAACACUGUCUCUUCCCGAGACACAAGCGCCGCGUUGUGUCAGAACAUCAGUUGAUGAAUGUCCCAUUUCUAUUUACUCCGACCACAUUGUUUUCCCUAUUCAUCUGAAAUAAAAUGGUUUUAUUUACAAAUCAUAUGUGCGGGGGGCCUGGGUAUCUCAGCGAGUAUUGACGCUGACUAUCACACCUGGAGUCGCGAGUUCGAAUCCAGGGCGUGCUGAGUGACUCCAGCCAGGUCUCCUAAGCAACCAAAUUGGCCCGGUUGCUAGGGAGGGUAGAGUUACAUGGGGUAACCUCCUCGUGGUCGCUAUAAUGUGAUUCUCGCUCUCGGUGGGGCGUGUGGUGAGUUGUGUGUGGAUCGUGGAGAGUAGUGUGAAGCCUCCAUGCGCUACAUCUCCAUGGUAACGCGCUCAACAAGUCACGUGAUAUGUAUUUGUUGCAAUACUAUAAUUGUGUAAAAAAAAAAAUUCACAAUAUUCUACAAUAAACCAUGCAAAGUAAAUUUUUAUACCAAUACAUUUCUGUUUCAACAAUUUUCUUUUCAUUUGCCUGUGGCUAAUCUCAAGCCUUAAGCUCACAUCUGAUUGGUCCGUUCUUUGUGAACAGUCUGACAUGACGUGCGGCUUGGACAUUUCCAGUGUAAACAGACUCAAGCCAUUGCAGUGUGUCGUGUCAUCGGUUGCAUUGUAGACAUGGUGUAACCGGUUUCACAGGAUGAUGUUUACCAUUUAGACAUCACACAUGACCUACCGUGAAAAUUUGAACAUUUCAUUUUUAAAAGGGGACUAUAUAAACUUCUUCAGGUGAUAUGAGGUCAUGCAUAAAAUUCACCGCUGUUUGGUGCUUUGGGGAAGAUCACGCUGAAGCUGAGACUAAAGAAAAGUCUGUCAGCACUGAAUAUUCUCUGAUAUCAGCAUGAUUUAUUUUGAGCUUUUGUGUUAUCUGCAACAAAUGAUGAUGGAAAUGGUGAUAUUUGAUUCAGUUUGAGCCGUUCGCUUUACUGUAGUUUAUUCAGACAGAAUAAAGGCUGUGAGCACUUACUGUGGGCUUGUAAAUGUUCUUCUAUAGCUUCAGAAAAAAACACUUGCCUCCUACCCAUCAUCACCAAUACAUAUAUAUCCCAAAAUGCAUUGCUCCUCAUCUCAUUCUCAUACUGAAGCAGUUCAUCUCUGACAAUUAAGAACCAGUUAACACCAAGAACCCUCUUUAUUAAAAUGUGUUUUCGGUAUGUUGUUGGUAACAUGAUGUGCUCUGAAUGUGUACAACCUCAAUAUCUGAAUCUGCUUAUCAUACAUUAUAAAUGUAUUAUGCCCCCACUUUGCAUAUUGCAUAUUUAUUUCUUUGAUUUAUCUUAUCUAAUUGUUCUUUAGAAAGUGUAAUCAUUUAUUGCAUUGUUUUGAGACAGGACACAAUGUGUCUCCAGAACGGUAAGUGUUCAUGAGUUGGUUUAGUUUUUAUAGAUUCUGUGAUUCCAAUCAUUAAUCAGAUAGCACAUUACUUCAGUUUUGCUGAUUUAAUCAGCAACUGGGUCAAUAACGUGAAUUUUUUUUUUUUUUUUUUGUCCAGACCAAUAAGUUAUUUAAAAAAAAUACAUCCAGUUAAAAAAAUGCAGUUCACACAAAACAGUGACUUGAAUACACCUCUAAUAUGAUGAAGCUGUUUUCAGUUCGGAGUCAUUUUGAUAAUUUUUCUGGGACGUAAAUCAAAAAUUAAAAAAGUGGUGUAACCAUCUAGAGAAAGAGAAAAAA
Myxocyprinus asiaticus (Chinese sucker) is the source of this 4937-nucleotide messenger RNA. RefSeq names its product voltage-dependent calcium channel beta subunit-associated regulatory protein-like. The transcript is spliced from 10 exons. The coding region runs from base 338 to 3052 and encodes 904 amino acids. Gene Ontology annotation, biological process: negative regulation of voltage-gated calcium channel activity; negative regulation of calcium ion-dependent exocytosis. Gene Ontology annotation, molecular function: transmembrane transporter binding. The record is from RefSeq and is a predicted model, not a curated record. Gene Ontology annotation, cellular component: plasma membrane; secretory granule. Lineage: Eukaryota; Metazoa; Chordata; Actinopteri; Cypriniformes; Catostomidae.